AUGGAGCGUGGUGGAGAAAAGAUAAUUCUCAAACCAAUCCGAAUAUCAAAGAAUUUUAAUGAAGAAAAAGAAGCAAUAUUACUGAGUCCACCAACUCGAAUGUUUCAUGAGCCUAACUACAAUGUUUACAUUGUAGCUAUUAUGGGCUGGAAAGUACCAAUUGAGGUUGAUGCCAUCAAAGCUGAAAUACAACGCAAGUUGCUUAAACACCCACGCUUUUCUAGUUUGCAAGUUAUGGACGAGAGUGCUGGAAGAGGAGAAAUGAGAUGGGUUCCCACGACAGUGAACAUAGAUGAUCAUAUCAUAGUGCCUCAAAUCGCCGAUGAUAAAAUGGAUACUGACAAAUUGGUCGAGGAGUAUAUAUCAAACCUAAGCACCACAACUAUUGACAUGUCGAAACCUCUGUGGGAUUUUCACGCCCUUAAUGUGAAAACCUCACAGGCUAAGGCAACUUCAAUUAGCCGUAUUCAUCAUUCUCUUGGGGAUGGAGUUUCCCUCAUGUCCCUCUUACUCUCUUGUUUUUGGACAAUUUCUGAUCCUUCUUAUCUGCCGACACUCCCAGUUUCAUCUUCUUCUAAGGACAAAUCAAAUUUGUCAAUAAGCAAUAGAGAAGAUAUUUGGUCGUCGAUAUGGCAAUACCUCGUAAAGUUGUGGUUGCUCGUCAAACUUUUAUUCAAUACAGUUGUGGAUGUUUUGCUAAUUACAACGACAACGCUCUUCUUGAAGGACUCUCAAUCACCUUUCAUGGUUGCACAUAGGUCCAAUCGUCAAAGAUUUAUCUAUCGGACUGUUAGCUUUGACGACAUUAAAUUUGUUAAAAGUGCAACAAACACUGCUGUAGCUGAAAUGGUUGAGGAGAAUGCCACAGUGAUACAAGGAAAUUGUUUCGGCUUUGCCAUAAUUCCCUUAACUCUAGCCCAAUUAAAGAGUCCUCUCGAUUAUGUUCGCAAAGGUAAGAUAGCUAUGGAUCGAAAGAAGCAUUCUCUUGAGACGGGAUGCACCUUUUAUAUUUUACAACUGAUCCUCAAGUUCUUUGGCUCUCGGGGUGCGACAAGACUUGCUGAAAGAAUUCUAUCUCAAACAACACUAAUCUUUUCAAAUGUAGCCGGUCCGCUUGAAGAAGUAUCUUUGGCAGGCCAUCCAUUGACAUUCCUUGCACCAACAUGUUAUGGACAUCCAACUGGGCUAAUGAUUCAUGCGUGUAGUUACGCCAAGAAGUUAACAUUUGUUAUGGCAGUUGAUGGAGAAAUAAUUCCAAAUCCGAACCAGCUUGGCGAUGAUUUUGUCGGUUCAUUUAUGCAUAUCAAAGAGGCCGCCCUCUCAAAAUUGAGAACCAAGGUUGACUAGCCCAUUAGACAUUUGAAAGCUCCUCAAUAAAUCAUUGACGAGUACAGUUGUGAUAUGUACAUUUAUUGCUCAAAAUAUUAUAUUUGGUCACAUAAGAUUGUCGUAACAUCCAUGAAGUAGAACUAUUAUCCAUGUGUACCUAUGUUAUUGUCAACAAUAUA
This is a messenger RNA of Lycium barbarum (goji berry), 1508 nucleotides long. Its product is annotated as wax ester synthase/diacylglycerol acyltransferase 5-like. NCBI's taxonomy places the organism in Eukaryota, Viridiplantae, Streptophyta, Magnoliopsida, Solanales, Solanaceae. The transcript has 5 exons. Bases 1 to 1347 code for a protein of 448 amino acids. The record is from RefSeq and is a predicted model, not a curated record. Gene Ontology annotation, cellular component: plasma membrane. Gene Ontology annotation, molecular function: long-chain-alcohol O-fatty-acyltransferase activity; diacylglycerol O-acyltransferase activity. Gene Ontology annotation, biological process: triglyceride biosynthetic process.